AUGGGGUUAAGUCAAGUUCUGUUUCAGCUGCACGAUGAUGCUGGCUUCCUGACGUCAUGCUGUGCUCUUGAUAACCUAUGGAACGACCAGAAUCUGGAGGCAGAUCUUGACCUUCCACCAGGAUGGAGGAAAAUCCGCGAUUCCUCAGGGACCUACUACUGGCAUGUGCCCACAGGCACCACCCAGUGGCAACACCCAUCAUGCGCCACUGGUUUAGGAUCCAGUGGGGAGGCUACGUCAUUAGAAACGGAACUCCAGGCUGCUAAAGUAAACCGUGUGCCAGUGGAGAGACCCAUCCCAAGUCCGAUGGCGUCACUUCCCAGAAGAAGGACGUCACUGCCAUGGCCUGGGGAGGAGCGCCAUCAAGUCAGCGCAGAGCCAGGAUCCAAGUGCUUCGUUGUGCGCUCCUUAGGCUGGGUGGAGAUUCCAGAGGAGGACCUGGCCCCUGGCAAAAGCAGCAUUGCGGUGAACAACUGCAUCCAGCAACUCUCUCAGAGCAAGUGUGAGAGCUGGAACCCUGCGGACAGAUGGGGUGAGGGCCAGAACAUGGUGAUGAUCCUGAAGAAGGACACCAUGAGCUUGGUAGACCCAUUGGACCACAGCCUCCUCCACAGCCAGCCCAUCAUCAACAUCCGCGUCUGGGGGGUAGGCUGCAACAACGGCAGGGACAGGGAUUUUGCUUUCGUGGCCAGUGACAAGGAUACGUGUAUGCUGAAGUGCCACGUCUUCCACUGCAACGUGCCUGCCAAGGCCAUUGCCAAGGCGCUGCAUGAAAUGUGCUCCAAGAUUAUGGCUGAGCGGGCAGUAGCAAGUAACAGCCUCACUCGAUCUGUCACUCUGGAACCCAUAACACCAGAUGACUUACCUCUGCAAGUUGACAUCCUGGAUGCCGUGAGAGAGUCUGUCCAGAAAUACAAAGCUUUGUAUAUCGGCAGCUUACCAGUGUCCAAAGCUAUGGGGAUGGAUGUGCUGAACAAUGCCAUUGAAGACUUGAUGGGCAGCCGUGGCCGUGAACAGUGGAUUCCAUCUGUCGUCAGUGUUUCAGAUUCGGUGAUGCAGGCAGAGCAGACUGAGGUUGAGGAUGAAGAUGAUGCCUGCCUUUGGGAAUGCCAGGUUCGCUAUGUGACUUUCAUCGGGAUUGGGAAAGACGCCCACACCUUCGCACUCAUCACGGACAUGGGACGGCAGCGUUUCCAGUGCACGGCCUUUUGGUGUGAGCCAGAUGCAGGCACGAUCUCAGAAGCGGUCCAGGCGGCGUGCACGGUCCAGUAUCAGAAAUGCUUAGUCGCCUCCACGUCGCGGAUGAGACCGAAAAGUGGUUCCCGUUCCAUCCUGAAGAUGAAAAGAACAGUGUCAGUAGACUCACCAGGGUGCCCAUUUCCUGCCGUGGGGCACCCCCUACAGAAAAACGGCAACGCCACCACUACCCACAAGAGGGGGGUCUUCUCUUUCUUUGAAGCAUUCCGCCAGAAGCCGUUCAUGCUGCACACCCCUUAAGAUGAAAGACGUGGCGUGGAGGAGACAGCAGGCCCCCCGAUGGCAAAGAACAGCAGCCUUCUUGCUGAUGCCCAGGCUCUGAAUGUAAUUAGCAUAAUCCUCUCUAUUGGUUCUUUCACUAAAGCUAAAAGACCCGGCUGAUCCAAGCAGCCAGACCAUAUCCCCUGAGAGAGGGUCCUGGUUAAUUCAGGAUUUCCUGUGCAUCGUUUCCGAGUCCUUUGCUAUCUAGAGGCUAUCGGGAGGUGUCAAGGUUGCUUUGGGGAGUAGUAACGAUGCAGCAUGUGAAGGUUGUGAGAAUGUUCUCUCUUGGCCUGUGGAGUACCCAACGCAUCACACACAGGCUUUAGAGUUUGCUCCUGCUGCCCAAGGGGGUUCUGUGGGGCAGGGCACAGCAGGCAUGCCAGCUUCUUGAUUUUAUGCAGUAAAAGCUGUGGGCACCUCCCCUCUUUCCUUUCCCGGUUGUAGCAUGAAUGCCUGAUAUAUGAAACCUGAAUGCGGCCCCCAGUAGAAGGAGGCGACUCCAAGCAGUUCAUGGAGCAGACGUCAUAGAGAGUUUGAGGCAGCCGAGAUAUGCUUGCAGGCCUCCUGGUUUGUCAGACACGGAUACAGGGCAGCAUUCCCUCUGACAAGCGGCAAACAAUCUACUCUCGAUGAAUGCACGCACUGAAACAGACACCGCCCCGUCUAUUUCACCACAUUACUGGUCCCUCCCAGCGUAGCUGAGAACAGCAGAGGUCUGCGGCCCUGCUUCUCUGGCAGAAUCUGUGCCAAUCUUUUCCACUUUGGGACGUCUGUCACUAACAAACAGUGCUGCAGUGACCACCUCCCUGCUACCGAGAAACACAGACCUUCGGUAGCCAUGACAGAGCCCGGACUAGGGUAGGAGGUGGCCUGUCGGACUGUUCUGCUGUGCAUGCGGGGAUGACGCUCCGCCCGAGGUGCUGACAGUACUGUUGGGGCCGGUGGUGUGGGAGAAGGAGAUGGGCAUGACUUAUGGCUAUGGCUUUAUGGGCAGCUGCCGGCCAGGUCAGAGGUGAGCCUGAGCCGCUGUGAGAACUGCUGGGGCUCAGCUUGCUUCCAGCAUGCCUGGCUAAGUAUGACUUCGAAACCUUCCAGCAUUCCCUUUGCUUGCUGGUGCCUCAUCAUCUUCACAGGUAGACAGUGCAUUUUUUUUUUUGGGGGGUGCUCAGGCCAAAAAGGUUGCCAUCCCCGGGCGUAGAGUUACCAAAUGGUGCACGCAGACAGUGCUAAGUGCUCACUAGCAAAACGUCCGUAAGGAAGCAGUAUGUGCGUAUGGCGCCAGCACACAUGACUGUCCUUAUAACACCAGCAUGCUAGCCUGGUGCUCGGAUAGGGAACAAACCCAUUCAAUAAGAUUACUACUGUAUGGUCCCACGGCGGUGAUCAGUUCCAACAAACAAGUGCGCAAGAGUGACUUAUACGUGAGAGUAGUGAAUAGAAAAACGCAGAGCUUUCAGCAGAUGUUUAAGAAAACACGUAUAAAGAUGAGAGCCCGUUUUGCCGACUUCUGUGAAAACGAUACUCCUUGGCAUUAUUUUA
This is a messenger RNA of Gekko japonicus, 3057 nucleotides long. It is a transcript of the gene APBB3, whose product is annotated as amyloid beta (A4) precursor protein-binding, family B, member 3. The record is from RefSeq and is a predicted model, not a curated record. Lineage: Eukaryota; Metazoa; Chordata; Lepidosauria; Squamata; Gekkonidae. The coding region runs from base 1 to 1497 and encodes 498 amino acids. The transcript has 14 exons. Gene Ontology annotation, biological process: regulation of DNA-templated transcription. Gene Ontology annotation, cellular component: nucleus; cytoplasm. Gene Ontology annotation, molecular function: amyloid-beta binding; transcription factor binding.